ACUGCACUAUAAUUUUUGUUUUAAAGCAAGAUUAUUACAAACACAUUAUUCAGACAAUUUAAUCGACAUUCCGCAAUGUGAACACGCAGUAUCGCUGAAUGUGGCUUAUGGCGAAUUGCAAACAAACACUGUGUUUAAAACGAAUGUCUUUUGGAUGUCGCGUCUUGGUGUUGUGAAGGAACAGUUUUACCGUGAACAAUGAGUGGCUUUGAACGAGAUCCGAAUAAGCGGCGUGUGAAACCUGUCGACACAACUCAGCAAUCACUGUUGGAUUUUGAUCUCGGCGAGAGCUCCGAUGACAGUGAUUUUCGAAUAGAAGAUCACUGUGAAGAAAGUGAUGACGAUUCUAUUGACUCAGAUGACGACGGAGGAGGGAAAGAUGACGACGACGAUGACGACGAAGAUAACGGAGAGGAUUCUGACGAUUCGGAAGGAGGGCAGAAGAAUGACACUAUGUCAGAGGGAGUCACCAUCGGUGACGUCAUAGAGAGGGCGAAGCAGAGGCAGGCUGAUGGAAAACAGUUUGAUGCCAAAGACGCUCUGAAAAUACUCAUCUGCUGUGGCUGCCUCGGUGACCGGAGUGAUGACGCCAACGAAAUUGUGGAGUGUGAUGGUUGCGGCGUGACUGUUCAUGAAGGCUGCUACGGAGUGUCAGAUGCGGCGAGCGUCUCCAGUACAGUGUCCUCCUGCUCGACGGAGCCCUGGUUCUGCGAGGCGUGCCGCGCUGGCGUCGUCGACCCUAUCUGCGAGCUGUGCCCAAACUCAGGUGGCAUCUUCAAAGAGACGGACGUCGGGAAGUGGGUGCACCUGGUGUGCGCCCUGUACGUGCCCGGGGUCGCGUUCGGCGAGGUGGACCGGCUGUCGAGUGUGACGCUGUUCGAGAUGCCGUACAGCAAGUGGGGUGCUCGGGCCUGCUGCCUGUGCGAGGACGACCGCUUCGCCCGCACCGGCGUCUGCAUCGGUUGCGAUGCCGGCAUGUGCCGCCAGUAUUUCCACGUCACCUGCGCCCAGAGAGAAGGUCUGCUGUCAGAAGCACAUUCCGAAGAGGUCGACCAGGCAGACCCGUUCUACGCCCACUGCAAGAUGCACACUGACAAGAUGUUGAUGAGGCGGCGGCGCAGGAAUUGGCUGGCCCUGCAGCUGCGCACGCAGCAGCGCCACCUGGAGCAGGAGAAGCAGACGCAGGCGACGGCCGAGCAGCAGCGCACGCAGCGCAAGCUCGCCAAGUACCGCUCCAAGUACCUGCAGCACAAGAGCACGCGCAUCCCGCCCUGGGUACCCACACAGAAGAUGCCUCGCCUGCUGACGACGAGUGCGUCGGCGGUCCGCCGGCUGCUGCAGAAGGCCGAACUGAUGGGAGUGGACACGCGGGCGCUCGAGCUGCAAGAGGCGCAGGUGGCGGCACUCGUCGACGUCCGCAAGAAGUGGCACAUCCCUCCAGCUUUCAGUGUGGAGUUCAUCGGCUACUACCUGGACCGCAACGUGAGGCUGACGUCGAUGAAGCACCGCCUGGAGGAACUGCUGGACCUGAACAAGGAGCUGCAGGCGGAGCAGCAGGACUGGCGCCACAAGUACGACAAGCUCGUGAAGGAGAACGCGGAGCUGAGCCGUAUCAACGUGGGGCUGAAGCAGGCGAUCCACAAGUACCACUCGUUCCUGCUGCUGGUGUGCCCCGACAAGGGCCUGCCCUCGGUGGACGAGAUGGAGAAGCGGGCGCUGCCUCCGCCGGUGCCGGCCCCGGGUAAGGGCGGGCGCGGCCCCGUCCCCCCGGACGCCACCGCCCGUGCCGUACAGCCGCACCGCUCCCAGCACCACGCGCGCGAGGGCGGCGGCAGCCUGCCGCUGAACGAGUGUGGAACGUGCCGGCAGACGACGGACCAGCACCUGCUGGCCAAGUGCGACACGUGCCACCUGUUCUACCACCUGGGCUGUCUCAACCCGCCCCUCACCCGCAUGCCCAAGAAGACCAAACUCAUGGGCUGGCAGUGCUCAGAGUGUGACAAGGAGUCUUCCGGUUCGGAGGUGGAGUGUGUGGACACGGACGCUCCUCGCAAGCUGCGCCACAAGGACGCGUCGGGAGGCAGCUCCGGCGGCCGUCAGUCGUCCGCAGAGCCCGGUGCCGGCUCUUCUGACCCGCAGAUCACUCCCAAGGUGACGAUCAAGCCGCUGGAUCCCCAGCUGUACGAGGCGGCUGAGGUGGCGGCGGCAGACGGGGAGGGGGCAGACGGCGGCAGCACCGCGGUGCCCUCGGGACGGACGGGGAAGAAGCGCCGCCGCGAGAAGCACCACCGCUACUCGCCCGACGGGGAGCCGCGCGAGCACAAGCGGAAACGCAAGCGCAAGAGCUUCGAGAUGGACAACCCGGACCAGCCGUCGCCGCCGCUCGCCCAGGGGGAGGCGCCCCGCAUCAAAAUAAAGAUCAAACCGAUUCCGCUGCCGCCGGGAGAGGUGGCCUCUCCGACAGGUGCACAGCAGAUGUUCGUGGCGACGUCGAGCACGGAGACGUUCGCAGUGACGUCCCCCCCGCAACCGACGGUCGCCGCCAUUGUGGCUCACCAGCAGGCCGAGGUGCAGCGGCGCUCCAGUGGGGCGAGCAGCGUCACGGGCAGUGGCGGGACCGGCCCCGGCUCCGCAAACAGGAGGGGCCGCGGCGACGCCGACGUCAUGACACGCUGUGACGUGUGCGGCGGGCCAGGCAGCAACCAGAACCUCGUCAGAUGUGACGAGUGCCUCAAGUGUUUCCAUUUCACGUGCUUGGACCCGCCGGUGAAGAAGUCACCGAAGAGGCGCGGGUACUCUUGGCACUGUGCCGAUUGUGACCCGACGGAAACUGAUUCAGACAACUAGUACUGAGAGGGAACUUUUUUUUUUUUUUUUUUUUUUAAGCUCAAUGGCAUUUAUAUCUUAUCUUAUUCUUUUUCUUAAUUCAUAAUUUGUAUGUGAACAAAUUAAGUGUGAUAGAGUAUUUAUAUCUUAUUCUUUUCCUUAAUUCAUAAUUUGUAUGUGAACAAAUUGAGUGUGAGAGAGCAUUUAUAUCUUAUCUUUUCCUUAAUUCAUAGUUGGUAUGUGAACAAAUUGAGUGUGAGAGAGGAAAUCUAUGCAGAAGCUUUCUUCCAGUUGAGGAAAUCUAUGCAGAAGCUUUCUUCCAGUAGUGUAUUUUCACAGGUGCAGGCAGCUGCCUGCUCCUUUUCUUCCCUUUGAAUGUAAUUGUUUGACACACAAUCAGCUGAUACAGCUGCUACAAACUUCCUAGACCAUAGUGGUUCUUUUGUAUUACUUUCUUUUUAAACCAGUAUUGUAAUGGUAUAAUAAACUACU
Molecule: messenger RNA, 3318 nt
Organism: Schistocerca cancellata (South American locust)
Lineage: Eukaryota; Metazoa; Arthropoda; Insecta; Orthoptera; Acrididae
Product: PHD finger protein 14
Exons: 17
Coding region: 199-2847 (882 amino acids)
Biological process (GO): regulation of transcription by RNA polymerase II
Source: RefSeq, a predicted model, not a curated record